AUGGCCGCCGUGCACGGUGCUGGAGGAGGGGUGAGCGACGUGAAGGAGGCGACGGUGAGCGACGUGAAGGAGGCGACGGAAUCCCCUGAGGGGAUUCGGACUAUGGAACAGAGCAGUCAUGCUUUGGACCGGGUUGGGUUAAGACGGUUUACGAUCUUUUAUGCAGUUGACUGCUUUCAAAGUUCAGAAGACCAAUAUCCAAACCAGGCUCAAAAUCUUUGUAUUCCAAAAACAAUCACCUUCCUGUCUUACAAUGAGCCAUUGGGAACCACCUUGGCCAGCGUUAGUCUUUUCCUUUCUUUCAUCACAGCUUUGGUGUUGGGGAUCUUCAUUAAAAAGUGGGACACUCCCAUUGUCAAAGCCAACAACAGGAGCCUCACCUACAUUCUUCUCAUUGUUCUCCUGCUCUCAUUCCUUUGCAGUUUGCUCUUCGUUGGGCAACCUGACCAAACAAAAUGUUUCAUGCAACAAGCUGCUUUUGGUAUCAUAUUCUCUGUAGCCCUUUCUUGCAUAUUAGGGAAAACAACCAUUGUUGUUCUUGCUUUCAUGGCCACCAGGCCAGGUUCCAAAAUGAGGAAAUGGGUGGGGAAUAAGCUGGCUUUUUCUAUUGUCCUAUUUUGCUCCCUGACACAAUUUACCAUUUGUACAGUGUGGCUGACAAUUUCUCCCCCAUUCCCAGAUUCUGACAUGGAUUUUAUAGCUGAAGAAAUUGUCCUAAAAUGUAAUGAAGGUUCAACAGCAAUGUUUUAUACAGUGCUUGGCUUUCUGGGGUUCUUGACUGCUGUCAGUUUCACUGUGGCCUUCCUAGUUAGGAAGUUACCAGAUAGCUUUAAUGAACCCAAAUUUAUCACCUUCAGCAUGUUGGUCUUUUGUAGUGUCUGGAUAUCUUUUGUUCCCGCCUAUUUGAGUACCAAGGGGAAAUACAUGGCUGCUUAA
This is a messenger RNA of Ahaetulla prasina, 936 nucleotides long. Its product is annotated as vomeronasal type-2 receptor 26-like. The record is from RefSeq and is a predicted model, not a curated record. Gene Ontology annotation, biological process: G protein-coupled receptor signaling pathway. The coding region runs from base 1 to 936 and encodes 311 amino acids. The transcript is spliced from 3 exons. Gene Ontology annotation, molecular function: G protein-coupled receptor activity. Gene Ontology annotation, cellular component: membrane. Lineage: Eukaryota; Metazoa; Chordata; Lepidosauria; Squamata; Colubridae.